Molecule: messenger RNA, 3206 nt
Organism: Gryllus bimaculatus (two-spotted cricket)
Lineage: Eukaryota; Metazoa; Arthropoda; Insecta; Orthoptera; Gryllidae
Source: the annotation of a GenBank genome assembly
GAAAUUUCAUUACCUCCCUGAUUUGCAUUUUGAAGGGUAGGGUAAUGGUUCACUUCACAUGUGGCUGAAAAUAAAACUGAUAAUAUUCUGUUUUCUGGAAAUUGUUUUAUAAGCUAUAAUACUUACGUUUAAGGACACUCGCUAAAAAGCAAAUUACUCUUAUUAUUAUUCAGGUAAACCUGGAUAGUACUGAAUCUCACAACAUAAAGAUUUAGACUAAAAAAACGAACAAAAAAGAUAAAGAACACACGAUUUGCAGAAGUCGACAGAGUGCAGCAGGCAAAGGCGCACCAGAACCUGGUUAAUUCGAACAAUUUGACAGCUAUAUGUAAACUCUUACGACUUCCAUCACUAUUAUUUUGUGUGUAUUCUGAGAAGUGUCCUCGCGUAUUUGAUGGCUUGAAGCUUCGAACGCUUUCGAUCGUAAUGUGUUGUGUAAUGUGGUAGUAUUUUACGUUUAGAAUAUAUUUUAUUUGAAUUUGUUGAGUGUCCAGUAUCCUCACAUAAAAGAAAAAUAUUUGUGCCGCAAGUAGUUGUAUUGCCAUGGAGAGAAGAUACUAUGGUCUUCUCGGACUCUUUUUGACAUUUCUUAUUCGACAAGCUGAAUCAGAUUUGUUUUAUGAUCUGUUCAGUAAAGACCCGUGUGAAUCGUUUUGUGACAAAACAUAUCCCUCAAAUACACUAGAUAAUGUGGAGCAUUCUUCAUGUUGUUGUCGAGGAUGCAGAUUCUUCAACUUAGUGCAUCUAGUAGAGGACAGAGAUAAUGUGGAUCUGAAUGUUACUAAGGAUGCCUGUCAAGCAUCUUGCAUGGAAGCAUAUGUUCAUACAAAGGACAGAUAUGCUUGCAAUAUUGGGUGUUCACAAAUGGCCAAGCAAAAACAGGCAGAGCUUCACGUAACAUCCAUCUCCUGGUCAAUGUAUGUUGAAGAUGGCAACAGUGUUUUUAUGUUACAGCCUGUGGAUUUUGAACCCGAUGAUGUGCUGACAGAUCCUGGAUUGCGCCGACAAUUAGAACAUAGUUGGGGUUUUGAUGGAGAACUAUCUGGUGAUGAUGAUGGUCGUAUACCUGAAACACAUGUUCGCACUUUGCCUAUGGAUAAUAUGGUCGGCAGAGGGUCUGGUGGUGAAAGCAAUCCAAGUAUUGUCUCGCUUCACUCGCGAAUGAGUGGUGACUGGUUGGAUUGUGCAGCUCGCAAGAUUGGAUUGCCACGGAUGGUCUUGGCUGGUGUAGUUUUGUUUGCUGUGCUCAUGGCAUUGUGGCUGUGCCUUGCCCCUGACAGGCGUAGCAAUAGUUCUAACAUUGAAUAUAUGCAGCCUCUAGAUAUGGAUGAAACCAAAGAUCUUUUGGAACCACCUCCUAAAUAUUCCUUGCAUGUUGAUCGUAUUUGAGAAAAUAAAAUAAUUUAUUCAUAUACAACUUAUUAGUCAACACAAUUGAAAAGUUUUUGAGAAUCAACACAACUGUCCUAUUAGGUUAAGCCCAUUUGGAACUUAUAAUUUGAAGUCAGUUAGUGAGAAGUGAGCAGUUUGACAUCUGAGUGAAAGAAAGUAUAUAUGAGUUUUGUUCACAAUUCAACAGUUUCUUUCAGAAUGUGAGUUUAUUCAUCAGAAGUUGUAGAUAAUAUUAUAUUCGCAAAAGUAAACUAUUGAAUUAAAUUUUAAUAUGCAUAUUUUUAUUCAAAAAUCAGUACUUGGUGCUUAAUAGAACUUGAUGUAAUUCAAGCUAUGAAAAUGAACCUUUUACUGCCAAUGUUAAUGGAUGUAAUUGAAAUAAACUAUUGAUUUCAUUUUGUUACAAAAUGUAUAUCAAGAAUUUUGUAAUGAAAAAAGAUUUAUGUUUUAAAAGUUAAUAUAAAAGGAUUAUUAGUAGAGGAGAGAGUGUAUAGUUUUCAUUGCAUUAAUAUUGUUGAGAAGUUCCUUUAAUUCACAUAUUAGUUGGUAUAGUGUGCUAAUUAUUACUCAAGUUUGAGAAUUUUUGGACUUUUGAUAGUAGGACUUAACAAUUUAAUAUUUCUUGUUUAUAUUUACAAAAUAGAGAACCGAUUGCUGCUACAGACUGUAACUAAUGGUGUAAGUUACAAAUCUUUCUUGAGAGGAUUUUAAAUGCUUAAAUAGUGAUUUAUGUUGCCAAUGAACCAGUUCAGAGCACCUGUUAUCUAUGUUAUCACAAUAUAGCCCCCCCCCCAAAAAAAUAAAGAAAAAAUUACUAAAACAUUUGACUGUCAACAGAAAUAGUUCUAUGUAGUUGUUUUGGAUGUAGAUUCUUUGAUGUAUUGAACAAGGCACUAUUUUGAAAAGGUUCUCAACUGAAAUAGUGAGAGAACUUCAUUAUAUUCAAUAUUAUUUUUUAUAUGUGUCGUUCUUGAUCACAUUAAUUGUAACUUUGAAAUUCAUACAAAUUGUAUAUCCCAGAUCAAUUGUAGAAAUAUUACAGUAGUGAAAAUGUUUGUAAUGAUUACAUUUGUUUGUUGAUUCUGUGUAAGAUGUGUUUUCAGAAGCAGAAAUAUGUCAAAAUGUGAAGUUUAGAAGCUAUGUAGUCCUAACAAUUUCAUUAAAAUUUUUGUUUUCUGUCAAAUUCAGGAUUUUAAUAUUUUUUGAUAAGCUUACAGAUUUUUAACAGAACUGCAACACAAGAAACAAUAUCUUUAUAUGGAAAAAUUAAUGUUAGUAAUCUUAAUAUUAGUUUUCAUUAAGUUGACCUGUUGCAGUAUCUUAUUUAUAAUAUUCUUAAUUUUACAUAAUUUUGACUUUGUCUCGAUGCUCAUUAGAAAUGUAAGCCCAGUGGUUCUGGAAAAUACUCUUGGAAAAAUGGAUUGUAUAUUUAAGGUAUAUCACAAACUUUGUGAUUUAGAAAUGAUCCUUACAAUACAGUUUCAACUAUUGGGGACCAGUGUAUGUCGUUAAAUGCUGAAGUACUGAAUUAAAUUGAUGUGAUUUGUCUGAAAGCGUCAGCAUGUAAUGGCGUAUAUGCUUGACAUUUUUUCAUACUGCUUCACAUUUGAAUGUGAAUAGUGCAAUACUUUGGUGUAUCAGUUUUAGUGUUUCAAUGCUAGUCAUGGGUAUUUUGUGAAGCUAUAAGCAUUAACCAAUAAUGUACUAGUCAUGUUUUUUGUGCUUUGUUUCAAAAGAUGUUAAACAGUAUUGCAACUAAUAGACUUAUUGCAAAUUGUUUCUUUGAUUGUUUUAAAUAAAGAUUAAACCUCACA